Molecule: messenger RNA, 1443 nt
Organism: Cucurbita pepo subsp. pepo (vegetable marrow)
Lineage: Eukaryota; Viridiplantae; Streptophyta; Magnoliopsida; Cucurbitales; Cucurbitaceae
Product: heavy metal-associated isoprenylated plant protein 5
Molecular function (GO): metal ion binding
Source: RefSeq, a predicted model, not a curated record
CAUACAUAACAUAACAUAAUUCAAAUCCCUCUUCUAUAUAUUCAUUCAACUCUCAAUUUCUAAUUUCAAGAGUGAAAUAAGAGAAAAACAUGGGCGAGCAGAAGGUGGAAGCAGCAGCCCCAAAACCAGAAGGUGAGAAGAAGCCGGCGGCUGCCGUAGCUCCGGCAGCCGUGCCGGCAGUCGUGGACGGCGGAGCGAAGAAAGAAGACGGUGGCGCAAUCACCGCCAUAUACAAAAUCGACAUGCAUUGCGAAGGGUGUGCUAAAAAGAUCAAACGAGCUGUUCAACAUGUCAAAGAUGUGAUAACUGUGAAGACGGAUUGUGGAACGAAUAAGUUAACUGUUAUAGGGAAAAUGGACGUUUUAGCAGUUAAAGAGAAACUAGAGCUGAAAACCAAGAAGAAGGUGGAGCUUAUCUCCCCUCAGCCGAAAAAGGACGGCGGCGCCGGCGAGAAGAAGGCGGAGGAAAAGAAGCCGGAACAGAACAAGACACCAGAAGAAAAACCAAAAGAGAGCACUGUGGAUUUAAAGAUCCGGCUGCAUUGUGAAGGUUGCAUUCAAAAAAUCCGCAGAAUCAUCUUGAAAAUCAACGGUGUUCAAUCGGUGAAUUUGGACGGCGGCAAGGAUUUGGUCACCGUUAAGGGAACCAUGGAUGUGAAGCAGCUGCAGCCUUAUCUUAAAGACAAGCUCAAAAGAACCGUGGAAAUUGUUGUCCCUCCCAAAAAGGAGGAGCCCGCCGCCGAAAAGAAAAAGGAGGAUCCUCCCGCCGCCGCAGCGGUUGGCGGCGAAAAAAAGAAAGAAGAAGGCGGUGGUGAGAAAAAGGAAAAAGAAGGCGGUGGGGGUGAAAAGAAAGAGAAGGAAGCUGGAGGGGGCGAAGCGAAACCGACUCCACCACCCGCUGCCGCCGAGGGCGGCGUGAAAUCGGCGGAGGUGGUGAACAAAUUGGCAUAUUACGGUGGAUAUCCGUACGAACCACUGUACUACGAGGCGCCGAUGCAGUACCAUAGCUACUCAAUGGAAGCUAACCCGAGUUACUACAACCCUAACCAUGGUUACAUAGAGAAUAGAUACGACGCCGUUCCGAUAGGCGAUUACUACCCUCAGCACAUGCAGCAGCCGCACGAUCAGCCGCAGAUGUUCAGCAACGAGAAUCCCAACGCCUGUUCCGUCAUGUGAGAUUCCAAUCAACGGCUGAGAUGUCAUCAUAAAAAAAAAACCCAUAAUCUGUAAAUAUUUAUAUAUAUAACGAUCUCACCGGGAAAAAAAUGGAUCUUUGGGAGUGAACCGGACCGUUAUCCGGUCCGGUUCAGCUUUGGUGGUGUUUGUUUGGUUGGGUGGGGUUGGUGGGUGGGGGGUCAUUUUCGUAGUUUCGUUUCAACCUGGGGAAAUUUUGUGUUGUAAUUUAUGGAUUUAAUAAAUGAAUAAAUAAUGACAAUAAAUAGAA